This is a messenger RNA of Metarhizium acridum CQMa 102, 1254 nucleotides long. Lineage: Eukaryota; Fungi; Ascomycota; Sordariomycetes; Hypocreales; Clavicipitaceae. The record is from RefSeq and is a predicted model, not a curated record.
AUGUCAGUAAAGGCAAACCUACAAAUUGGAAGCACAUGUUGCGAAACCAGAGCCCCCAUCCCUAAUAUCCCUGAUCCUUUAGAUGACGGCGCAUCCUUCCUCGAAGAGAUGAGCAAUGACUCUGGGCAAGAAAUCGACGAACCUAUGAUCAACGAGUCUGUUAACGAGGAUCCCGGAGUUGGAAAUAGCGGAGCCCUAGACCACGAAUGCAAACUGCAGCAUCUUUCGGACCAUGAGAGAAGAAAGUGUCUAUGGUUCUUGCCUCUGGAAAUCAGGCUUGCGAUAUAUGAAGAACUUCUUGUGUCCAACAGCCCAAUUCGUGUUCAUUCGGGCUGGAGAUUUGUUUUCAAAAGACAGUCGUUGGUAAUCCCGACAAGUAUCUUGCGCACCUGUCAAGACGUAUAUAACGAAGCAAUCGGCGUGUUAUACGGUGGCAACAAGUUCCUCUACGUACUGCGAGAUCACGUUUCGAGGGUCACCGACGUUGAUCGACUGGCGCAAAUCGACGACGCCGACGCAGCGUUCCCCAUCAACGGGCAGGUAGACGAAGACUACGACACAGAAGAUGAAAACGACCCCGAUUGGCGGGAGGAGACAAGCGGCCAGAAUGCACCGCAGCGACAAAGUUGGAGGCGUCGAGGCGCUGGAACAGUCGGUAUACAGGGCGACAUAAACAUUGAAAAGUAUUCUUCUCUCUUUCGGCAUAUAAUUGUGGAAGCGGAACAAAACCGCUCCUUUGAAAGGUCCAAGAAGCUCAUGGCAAAUGCUCUGAGCGUCUUCAAAUACCACGACAGAGACAACCGCCACCGAAUUUUUAAUAUUCAUACAUUGACGAUUAGGGUGACGCCUAAGUGGGAGCCUCCAAAGGAAGAAGGCGGCAGCGGAUACUACACUUUUGUAGACUUCUUCAACAGAGGGUCGCCCAUUAUGGAGGCAGCUUGGCGCAUUCAUUGCCAGUUUCUACUCGUGGACGUUAUGGGUUGCCGCGGAGAUGGGGGUAUUUAUCUCGGACGCCGGUUCAAAAUAGACAUGAGGCAUCUGCGACUAGAUAACGAGGUGAAGCGCACCAAUAUGGAUGCAUGGAGGAACGAUAAAGCAAUGCAGAGACAACGGGUGGGAAGUCUGCGCAGGACGUUCAAGGCAUUGGCUACACUGGACAAGCAUGUUGCUGCGACUUGCGAAGAGUAUCUGGAGCAAACCUGGCCUGGGGAUGAGUGGGAUGAGUGGUCUGGUAUGGUGUGGAUCGGUGAGUGA